AUGUGCGAUAGUAUUUGCAAAAAUGAAACAAAAUAUGUUCUAGGGCCUGCACCAACGUUCAUGCCACAAUUGAUUCAGGACUCACCAAGCACAACUGUAGAAGUGGAUACUCCCAUAUAUGAACCAUUAGUAAAACCAGUUAUAAAAAAUAUUGUUCAAGAAACGACAAUAAAUGUGCCAAAAAUAGAAUAUAGGGAAAAAGUAGUUGAAGUUCCAAGAAUUGAAUAUCGCACAUAUCCUAUAGUGAAAGAUAUAGAAGCUCCAAUAUAUCAAGACAGGUAUAAAUAUAAAAAUGUUGAAGUUCCUCAAAAAAAAUUUAGAGUAAAACCUGUAUAUAAAGUAGUAGAUGUACCACAAGUUGAAUACGUGGAUAAGUAUGUAAAAAAAAAAUAUAAAAGAUUUAAAUAUGUUCCUAAAGAAGUGCAAGUACCAUUUAGACCAAGAAGAGAAAUAUAUAGUGAAGUUCCUAUUCCUAGAUAUAUACCUCAUAAUAUAGAGAGUACAAUUCAGCCUGAUAUGUUUAAUAUACCAUAUAAUGGAGAAUUACCUCUUUUUGAAGGACAUAAUGAUAAUUUCCUAAAUAUGAUAAAUCCUUUUACCGUAUAUAGCAGAGGGAAAAAAAAUAAAUGCUUUUUAAAGUGCCUUUGUAAUGGCAAUGAUAAAGCAACUUAUGAAAUUGGGCCUUCAUUAGUUUCAUCACCACCAUAUAAUAAUCAAUUAUAUGAUAUAAGCAAUAAUUAUGAAUUAUAUCCUGGUUCAUACGAUGCAUUAGGUUAUAGUUAUCCAUUCAUAUUAGAUAACGAGGAAGAUAAUUUUUGCAAUAAAAUAAUUGAAGCAACUUCUAGUAUCAUAGCAGCUACAGGUAUAGCUGUAAUAUUGGCUGGAAAAUUGACUUUAGAUGGAAUUUUUCUUCUUUUAAAAAAUAAAAAUGAAGAAAAUAAAAAAGACACACCAAAAAUAUCAGAUUCAAAAGUUAAUAAAAGCCCCUCAACAAGGAAAUCAAUAGAAGAGGAAUAA
Molecule: messenger RNA, 1017 nt
Organism: Plasmodium relictum
Lineage: Eukaryota; Apicomplexa; Aconoidasida; Haemosporida; Plasmodiidae
Gene: IMC1m
Product: inner membrane complex protein 1m, putative
Exons: 2
Coding region: 1-1017 (338 amino acids)
Source: RefSeq, a predicted model, not a curated record